Molecule: messenger RNA, 1715 nt
Organism: Owenia fusiformis
Lineage: Eukaryota; Metazoa; Annelida; Polychaeta; Sabellida; Oweniidae
Source: the annotation of a GenBank genome assembly
AUGAAGCCGAAAAACUGCGGCAGAGGAUGCUUGUGCACCAAAGCAUCGAUGACAUCUGGAUUAAAACAAAACUUGCUACUUAUAUUGACAUUAUGUGGAAUUGUGAUUGGUUUUUUCCUUGGAUUGGGAGUGAGGUCCGCGAAUCCAUCUGAUGGCGUUAUUAUGUGGAUAGGAUUGCCAGGGGAAUUGUUUAUCCGUAUGCUGAAGAUGAUCAUUCUUCCUCUGAUCGUUGCCAGCUUAAUCACAGGUGUUUCCUCGCUGGACCCCCGUUCUAAUGGUAAGAUUGGCGGUGUUACUAUUGGCUAUAUAUGCUUAACACAAGCAAUAGGUAUUAUCAUUGGAAUUGUUCUUGGACUUGUAAUGCGACCAGGGGAGAAAUUCAACCAAAAUGCGCCACCAGGUUACAACACUGGCGAGCCAAUUAUAAGUUACUCCGAUUUAUUUGCGGAUUUACUCAGAAAUAUGGUACCCGAGAAUAUAGUUCAGGCAUGCAUGGAGUCUAUCCAUACGUCGAGAAAAGAAGUGAUCAUAAACAGUGCGUUGAACAUAACUGAGAUCGUAAAGGAGAGAGAUUAUCGGGAUGGAAUGAAUGCAUUGGGUAUCAUCAUAUUCAGUAUAGUAUUUGGAAUUGCCGCAAGUGCAACGGGGGAUUCCGCCAAGCCUGUGUUAAACUUCUUCAGUGGAGUAAAUGACAUCGUCUUUAAAAUGAUGACUGCAAUUAUAUGGUACUCUCCCAUAGGGCUUGGUAGUCUAGUUGCCUAUGCUGUAUUAAAGAUAACAGAUCUUUAUUCAGCAUUCCGAUCCCUUGGAUAUUUCUCCCUGACCGCCACCAUUGGUCUCUGCAUCCACAGCUUCAUCGUUCUCCCGGGAAUAUACUUCAUAGCUUGCCGUAAGAACCCGUUCAUGUUCAUGUUUGCAGUUUUCCCUUCGGUCUUGGCAGGUUGUGUUCCUGCAUCCAGCAUGGCGGCUCUACCUUAUCUAUUUCUCAACACGGCAGGGGUUGGGAUAGACGUUCGGGUUAGCAAGUUUGUGCUUCCACUCAGCAUCAACACUAAUAAAGAUGGCUCUGUAAUAUUUAUAUGUGUGUCCGUGCUGUUUGUAUCACAGAGUAUUGGGAUUACAUUCACAGCAACUCAAAUAAUAGUGCUAGGAUGUCUUUGCUUUGUAUCGUCGUUUGGUGUUGCGAUGGUUCCAAGUGCAAGUCUAGUAAUAGUGGUUUUGCUAGGCAGCGCUCUAAAUAUGCCCCUGGGUGACUCUUUAGCACUUAUCCUCACACUGGAAUGGCUCAAUGAUCGUCUAAGGACGGUUACUAAUGUUCUCAGUCACGCUACAGGAUGUGCCCUUGUAGAUGCAAUUUGCCGGAACGACCUUGAUAACACUAACUGUUCUGAUGAUACUCGAAACAACGAUCCUGAAAAGGGCGCUCGAUGCGACACUAACACGAUGCCAAUAUAGAUGAGUGGAUCCAGUGAUUACUUAAAAAGAUUAUAAUGACAGUUCAUGAAAAUAAAAAAACGUUUUCAGUUUUUGUAUCUUAAAGUAUAAAGGUGCAAUGUUUGAUAAAAGCACAAUAUCAGAGUAACCCCCUGAUGUUUUGGCUCGGAAAGAUUAUAAGAAGUUAUCAACUUACCAACUUUGAGGCUUCAACUAAAUCGUUACAUGAUCAAUUUGAUGGUUGUUCACAGAUAUUACUUUUCUACUGGCUAGUAAUAAAG